Messenger RNA from Trichoderma gamsii, 1170 nucleotides. RefSeq lists its product as hypothetical. The record is from RefSeq and is a predicted model, not a curated record. The coding region runs from base 1 to 1170 and encodes 389 amino acids. The transcript is spliced from 3 exons. NCBI's taxonomy places the organism in Eukaryota, Fungi, Ascomycota, Sordariomycetes, Hypocreales, Hypocreaceae. Gene Ontology annotation, molecular function: protein binding; chromatin binding. Gene Ontology annotation, cellular component: Set1C/COMPASS complex.
AUGGCUUCCACGCCCAUGGACCUCGAUCACCCCGUCGGCUCAAAUGGCUCUGCGGCGCUCAAUAUCUCGCGCAAUCUGGCCGCCAGCGCGCCCGUGUCCAACCUCAGCGACGUCGUCUCCAGCUUUCGCCCAACAAAGCUGCUACGCCGAGAUGAUAUCAAGGACGGAAAGCCUCAGCCUCGAGUCUUGUCAAUGGACUACGACGACGACGGAGAGCUGCUCAUGACAUCGGCGAGCGACGAGACGAUUCAGAUCUACAACGUUCGAGAGGGCCGGCACGACAAGAGCUUGCUGAGCAAGAAGUACGGCGUCAAGCUGGCCAAGUUUACGCAUACUCGCUCUAGUAUAAUCUAUGCGAGUACGAAACAAAACCAUGCUAUCCGAUACCUUGCUACUCACGACAACUCCUUUAUUCGCUAUUUCGAAGGCCACGAUGCGGCAGUAACAGCGCUUGCCGUUCACCCCGGCACCGACAACUUUAUAUCAUGCUCACAGGACAACACUGUCCGCCUUUGGGAUACACAGACGAAGAAUUGGCAGGGUCAGCUUUUCCUUCGGUCGCCGUACCUUGCUGCAUACGAUCCGUCAGGCACAGUCUUUGCCGUCGCAUGUCCUAGCAGUGGCUCUGUCCUGCUGUAUGAUAUCCGAAAUUACGACAAGGCGCCUUUCACGACCAUUGACGUCGUUGAGCAGUGUCGCGGCGUCGACUCGCAGCAUCUUGUCAAGGGGUGGACCAAGCUCGAAUUCUCGAACGAUGGUAAGUCUAUCCUUGUAGGGACAAAGGGUCGCGGACACUUCCUCCUCGAUGCCUUCCAAGGCAACCUGAAGGCAUAUCUCCGACGGCCUGCGGGAGGGACCCAUCGACUGGCUGCAGGCGACAAUCUUCCUUCUAAUGGUGCUGGCCCGGCUUCCAAUGAUCCCAAUGCGUUUGAGAGCAGCGGGGAUUGCUGCUUUGCGCCAGAUGGACGAUAUGUGCUGAGUGGUGGCUCAAAGCAAGAUGUGCUGGUAUGGGAUACGCUGAAACAGCCGUCAGAGAGCAAAGUCCUCGACCCAACAUGGACGCUGCCAGACAAGAGAGAAGCUGCCGUGCUGGCAUUUAACCCGCGAUUCAAUUUUUUUGCAACGGCGGACCAAGACCUGGUGCUUUGGUUACCGGACCCUCAUGCAUAG